GAUCCCAUUCCGAGUUUUGCACUCCUUCACGGCUUAACCGCGUCCAGUUGUUACUGUAUUAUUUUUGUAACAGCAUUCUCAGUGUUUCACGCUGGAAAUCCAAGCGAAGUAUUUCGACGAGUAGUGAGUAGAGGGCUCACUUUUUUUAAGUUACGUAAACGGAAGUUCCUCGUUUUUGACUCGCAGGCGCUAGGACUUUACAAUUCCCAGGAGCGAGAAUGGAUGUUUAUCGUCAAAACCAACGCUACGAGCCACUUCGUGCCUCGAUGGCAGCUCCUGAUCCAGAAAUGCUUCGUGCUAUUCACCAAAUCUCAGAAGUCCUCGGCAGCUACGAACGCUCCAAGAUUCUCUACUUGUGCGAGAUUUCGGACACAGACAAUACAGCCGCGCAUAUAAAGGAGUCUCUCAAGGCCAAAGUCAGGAGCUACGACAAAGGGCGUCUGUUUUUGGCUGAGCUCAUGCUACAUUUGGGGAGAUAUGACAUCCUCAGGCAGGUGUUUGGGUUCAGCCGGGACGAUGUGGAGAGAGCUUUGAGAUCCGAGCAGGUUCUACCCAGAUUCAGAGUUCUGAUGGCUCACAUCAGCGAGGACAUGGCCAAGGAUGAUGUGAGCAGUGUGAAGUUUCUGCUGGGUCACAUGCUACCCCGUGAGAAAAUGGAAACUGCCAAGGAUUUCCUGGACUUGGUUGUCGAACUCGAGCACGUGGGCAAGGUUUCCCCUACAAGGGUGGACCUUUUGGAGGAAUGUUUAAUGGACAUCGGCAGGGUAGACCUGGCCAAAAAGCUCAAGGUGUACAAGAUGUCAGUCAAUGCGCCAGCAGUACCCGAGGAAGUGGUACGUCACCCUUGCCAGAUGAUGGCGCACGCAUUUAAGUCACUGCACUUCAAUGUGACCCUGCAUAAAUGGCUAAACCUGGUCGAGACUGUCUCAACGCUCAGAAAAGUCUUCCAAAGGAGUCCGGACCGCAGCGGCGACGGCUUCGUCUGCUGCAUCAUCAGCCGGGCGAUCGACAAUCGCCUCCAGGCCACGGACACGAACUGCGAAGGCCUCCGUCUGGAAGAUGUCCGCCGCUUUUUCAACGGCGACGCCUGUCCGGCGCUGGUCGGCAAGCCAAAACUGUUCUUCAUCCAGAGCUACACUGUGUCAGAGUUCCAACCCUGUGCUGUAGAGAACCGCUGGGAUGACGGCUGGGAGACGGACGGUGGCGCCGGUCAGCUGAGACCCGAUUGUCUCCCGUCAGAUGCGGACGUGCUCUGGAGUCACUGCUCGACCGCAGAGCAUCAACUGCAGCGAGGCCGACACCGUUCCGUUUACCUCAAGGCUUUGACGGACGCCUUGGGGAGAAGCCAGGGAAGGAGCCGACAUCUGGUCGAUCUUCACAUGGAGGUGAACGGUGCAAUAUUGGAGCACAACAGCCGGCAUCGUGAGGAUCAGUACCACAUUGACCUCAAAAACACUUUGGGAAAAGACCUUUACUUAUAGUUGUCUGACGACUUGCCUGUUUUUUAAUAGCUGUCAGUAUUUGGACUUCAAUUCACUUACUAUACUACUGUAUUCAGAUAAGCUUUUUUACAUUGUAUCUUGUAUGUUUUAUAUCUACCACGUGUAUUUACCUUGAAGUGUUUGCA
Syngnathoides biaculeatus (alligator pipefish) is the source of this 1627-nucleotide messenger RNA. Its product is annotated as CASP8 and FADD-like apoptosis regulator. Gene Ontology annotation, biological process: proteolysis; negative regulation of extrinsic apoptotic signaling pathway via death domain receptors. The record is from RefSeq and is a predicted model, not a curated record. Lineage: Eukaryota; Metazoa; Chordata; Actinopteri; Syngnathiformes; Syngnathidae. Gene Ontology annotation, molecular function: protein binding; cysteine-type endopeptidase activity. The transcript has 7 exons. The coding region runs from base 219 to 1481 and encodes 420 amino acids.